Molecule: messenger RNA, 1350 nt
Organism: Penicillium cataractarum
Lineage: Eukaryota; Fungi; Ascomycota; Eurotiomycetes; Eurotiales; Aspergillaceae
Exons: 4
Coding region: 1-1350 (449 amino acids)
Biological process (GO): transmembrane transport
Cellular component (GO): membrane
Molecular function (GO): transmembrane transporter activity
Source: RefSeq, a predicted model, not a curated record
AUGACUUCCACGUCCACGUCCACGUGCGUAGUGCAGCAACACUCGCACGAUGCUCCGAACCACAUCAUGCUCGAGGCGAUGCCACCGAGUCAACACUCUACAGACGACACAACGUCAAAUGAGCCCCCCGAUGGUUUCUCCGCGCUGGAAAAGUGGAAUCACCCCCGCAUCAACGUUUAUCGCUCUUUCGCCACAUUUUGGAGCUUCCUAGUAAUGGGGAGUAACGAUGCAGCAUACGGUCUCGAGACUUACUAUAACCUCAGCUAUACGAUUGUAUCUCUAAUCUUCCUCUCACCGCUAGUCGGCUACACACUCGCAGCAUUCCUCAACCACCGAAUUCACACCUCGCUCGGUCAACGCGGGGUCGCAUUGCUCGGACCCGGGUGCCAUCUCAUCGCCUACGUGGUGAACUGCCUACACCCGCCAUACCCGGUCCUCGUGGUCUCGUUUAUCUUUGCAGGAUUCGGCAAUGGACUCGAAGAUGCGGCAUGGAAUGCUUGGAUUGGAAAUAUGGCUAAUGCGAAUGAGUUGUUGGGUCUGUUGCACGGUGUAUACGGGUUAGGUGCCGUGUUGGCUCCGCUGAUUGCGACUUCGAUGAUUGCCCAAGCUCACAUGCCAUGGUUUCAUUUCUACUAUGUCAUGGUCGGAUGUGCCGUCGUCGAGCUCGCAACCUGCAGCGCCUGCUUCUGGAAAGCCACCGGUGCCGUUUUCCGCGCCGCCAAUUCGCAUUCGAUCGAGGAGAAUAAGAAGGGAGGGCUUCGAGACGCUCUUUUCAAACGGCCUUCCGCACGUGUGACGUGGCUAUGCUCGCUCUUCCUGCUGGGAUAUGUCGGAUGUGAAGUCGCUCUGGGAGGGUGGAUUGUCACCUUCAUGAUCCGCGUUCGACAUGGAGGAGCAUUCGCUAGUGGUAUGACAGCCACUGGCUUCUGGCUGGGUAUUACGGUUGGUCGUAUUAUCCUGGGUUUCGUCACACCUCGAGUAGGCGAGAAAUUGGCGAUCGCAGGAUAUAUUCUGCUAUCAAUGGCAUGCGGACUUGUCCUAUGGCUCGUACCUCAAUUCUACGCCUCCGCCGUGGCCGUCUCGCUGCAGGGCUUCUUCCUGGGCCCUCUAUUCCCAGGUGCCGUCGUGAUGGUCACCAAGCUGCUUCCUCGACACCUGCACGUCAGUUCUAUCGGAUUCUGCGCAGCUUUUGGCGGUUCCGGAGCCGCUAUUCUCCCCUUCGCCGUGGGAGCCCUGGCACAAGCCAAAGGUGUUCAAGUGCUGCAACCGUUUAUCAUUGCCUUGUCGGGUGCCAUCUUCCUGGCCUGGCUGGGACUACCACGCGUGUCCAAGGUGCAGCGGAGUGAGUAG